AUGUCGUCAACUGGGUCUGCCGAAUGGACCGAUGAGAAUACUCGGAUUAUCGUGGAGUUGUUUGUGAAACAAGUGAAGGCUGGAAACAUGCCAAACACUCAUUUGACACCCAGUGCAUAUGAUGAGGUGGGAAAGGAGUUCUUGAUGAGAACUGGGCUUCAGUACACACCAAAGCAAGACCUUCCAGGUUGUGGCAAGUUCAAGAAGCAUGGACUCCGUAACGAAGAAGGCUUGCGCGUCUUGUUUGAGGAUAUCAGUGUUGAUGGCACUGACCAUUGGAACCCCGCAUCUGGUCUGCCUCCCCCCUCUAGUUCGGCAUUGAAAACAGCCUUGAAUGUUGACGAAAUCACCGAUCUUGAUUUGGAGGAUGAUAGUGAAGAGCAACCUUCUCCGACAGUAGCUAGUUCAUCUAAAGUGAGGCUUGGGGUCACGAUUCCAGAGAAGAACAAGAAAUCGAAGACUUCACAAGUGAUGCAAGAGGAGAUUAGAAAGAUUAGUUCUAUUGCCCAAGCUUCACACACAUCGUUUCAGUCUUUUCUACAGAAAGAUGAGACCAUUUCUGUUGCCUCUACCAUGGAUUUAGUUCGUGCUUGUGGUGCAACAGACGACACUGAUGAGCAUUUCAUUGCUAAUGAGCUCUUUCUGAAGAGAGAGCAAAGAGAGAUGUUCUUGCACAUGACAUCCGACUCUCGAAAGGGUUGGUUGCGUAGGAGGUUUGACCUAAAGUAUGGGAACUAGUUUGUUCUAUCUUAUCUUAGCUAUGGGAACAAUAUUUAUGCGUAUGUUGGUGAACCUAUUAUUAUCUUGUGCUAUCGGUACAAUAUUUAUGCCUAUGUUGGCGAACCUAUUAUUAUCUUGUGCUAUCGGUACAAUAUUUAUGCCUAUGUUGGCGAACCUAUUAUUAUCUUGUGCUCGGAACAAUAUUUAUGC
Triticum aestivum (bread wheat) is the source of this 930-nucleotide messenger RNA. RefSeq lists its product as uncharacterized. The transcript is spliced from 2 exons. The coding region runs from base 1 to 738 and encodes 245 amino acids. Lineage: Eukaryota; Viridiplantae; Streptophyta; Magnoliopsida; Poales; Poaceae. The record is from RefSeq and is a predicted model, not a curated record.